Bicyclus anynana (squinting bush brown) is the source of this 1200-nucleotide messenger RNA. RefSeq lists its product as uncharacterized. NCBI's taxonomy places the organism in Eukaryota, Metazoa, Arthropoda, Insecta, Lepidoptera, Nymphalidae. The record is from RefSeq and is a predicted model, not a curated record. Bases 149 to 1087 code for a protein of 312 amino acids. The transcript is spliced from 6 exons.
ACCGAUAUCUAGUAUUAAAAAUGUAUAUGACAAUUCUCUUUUUUUUUAUCAUAUGGUGUUUACUGUUUGUUUUGUCGGACUGAAGGUUACGAAAUACUAUCUUCAAAUUCUUCUCAGUUUUUAAUAUAUUUAUCAGUUUUUAUUUUUAAUGGAGCACUUUUAUCAAAAAGUAACAUUUACACAUGAGGAAAAGGAGUUGCUCGUCAAUUUAUUAAAAUUUGAAAAAAUUAUCGAAGAUAAGCGGACAAACAAGUCCACUAAUAAACUAAAGGCAGAGGCCUGGGACAGGGUGACAAACAAAUUUAAUAACAAUACUUUUGUUACCAAACGUGCUACAAUACAAUUAAGAAGGUGCUGGGAGAAAAUUAAAAAACAUGCCAAAGAUGACCGAACAAAAGAAAUAAAAACAAGGAUGGCAACAGGUGGUGGUAGUCCGUGUCUCCCCAGUCAAGAUUAUGUGCCAGGGGUGGAAGAGGUAGUACCUCAUCUUAUGAUUGAAAUCCCUGGCACAAUUGAUAGUAACACUAUUUUUGAAAGUGAAAGGCAAACUGAAACUUCAAUAACCACUACUUGCACAAUAUCAACUCGGUGCAAAACACCAAUAAUGUCACAGUCGAUUUUACAAGACUGUGAUCAAUCAGUACUCCGCAGAUAUUUAGAUUCAACCCAAACUGCCUGUGAAACUAUGAAUAACCAAAUAAAUGAACAUUUAACUUCAAGAAUGAAUAUUAUUAUUAGUCCAGAAGCAGAAACCAUAGAACCCACAGAUACCUGCAACAUAUCCAGCCCAUUGAUGCCUCGGACGGAAUUACCAUACACUGAACGACGUAGACGCUUAGCAUCUACAGCAGCAUCAGAAGUUAUUACUUUGAGGAAAAACAAUAUAUUAAAGGAGAGAAAUGAACAGCAAGACUUAUACAAAAUUCGCCGUUCCAUAUUGGAAAUAGAAUUCCAAAAAGAAUCUGAAAUGCUGCGUCAUUUGCAGAAAUUAAAUUCUAUAAAAGAAAUGAAUGAGCUUGAGAUAUUGGAACACCAACGAGCCCUCCGUAAAAUAGAGUUGCAGCGUGCUCUAGAACAUGCAAAUUAAAAUAGAAAUUCAAAGAUUAGAAAUUAUUAUUCAAGAUUUAAAUUAUAACCUUUUGAAAAAAAAAUGUACAUACUGUUCUAAAUUUUGAAAUAAAAAAAAAGAUUAAACAAAAA